AUGAAUGAUGAUAAUAAUGAUUUUGACGAAUCCUCUGAAGGAUAUGUUUCUAAUGAACAAAAUGAAAUAAGUGAUAAUGUUUCAAUUAGCUCAAGCAGUAAUGCAUCUAUUUUUAAUAAAAGUCAAUCUCAAGUUAAGAAAAUUAAAUCAAAAAAGCGACGACGAACUUAUUUAAAGCCUAGUUGGGUUUGGCAUUACUUUAAAGUAAGCGAAGAUGGAAUAUAUGAUGAAUGUCAAGUUCAAGUAAUGAACUUUCAAAAUGAAUCGAUUAAGUGUGAUUAUAAGUUUAUACAUGAUGGCAGUACAGGAAAUAUGGGUAAUCACUUGCGAAAUAGACAUAAUUUGAGUGAAAAUCAAAAUAAUAAG
Messenger RNA from Racocetra fulgida, 366 nucleotides. Lineage: Eukaryota; Fungi; Glomeromycota; Glomeromycetes; Diversisporales; Gigasporaceae. The record is from the annotation of a GenBank genome assembly.